Metarhizium brunneum ARSEF 3297 is the source of this 363-nucleotide messenger RNA. RefSeq lists its product as uncharacterized. The record is from RefSeq and is a predicted model, not a curated record. Lineage: Eukaryota; Fungi; Ascomycota; Sordariomycetes; Hypocreales; Clavicipitaceae.
AUGCCGCGAAUCGCCAAAUCGACCUCGAAACUCAUUGCCAAUCAAAAUAAUGCGAGGUCCACAGCCGCUGGGCGCAAACGCUCUUUAGAACCUGCGCACGAUGAUCAGACAUCUACCACCACUUCUGGCAUCUCAAAACGGGCGAAAACCGGCUCAAUUAGGUCCAAGGAGCCAACCAAAUUAGCCACCAUCAACAAUGCGCCUACCGCGAAGCUCACGGUUCUUGUUUUCGGCGGUGGUGAAAUGGGCGAGCUUGGUCUUGGACCGAAGAAAACGAAGCCCUACGUCCUACGCGCAACCCACAUUUGUCUGCUUUCGCUGUUGUCCAAGUCGCCUGUGGCGGCAUGCAUACUGUUGCGCUAA